Molecule: messenger RNA, 1259 nt
Organism: Spea bombifrons (plains spadefoot toad)
Lineage: Eukaryota; Metazoa; Chordata; Amphibia; Anura; Pelobatidae
Product: palmitoyltransferase ZDHHC20-A-like
Exons: 13
Coding region: 1-939 (312 amino acids)
Biological process (GO): peptidyl-L-cysteine S-palmitoylation; protein targeting to membrane
Cellular component (GO): endoplasmic reticulum; Golgi apparatus
Molecular function (GO): protein-cysteine S-palmitoyltransferase activity
Source: RefSeq, a predicted model, not a curated record
AUGGCGUUUACUUACGGUGGCUAUUUGGCGCGUUGCAUUCCCAUGCUCAUCCUCAUGGCCGUCGUGUGGUGGUCAUACUACGCCUUCGUGGUGGAGCUUUGCAUUUAUACGAUCAAAUCAACCAUUGAAAAGGUUGUAUAUCUGGUGAUUUAUCACAUGAUAUUUAUGAUGUUCUUCUGGUCAUACUGGAGAACGAUAGUUACGUUGCCGGCCAUUCCAUCUAAACAGUUUUGCUUAUCCAAAUCUGACAUGAAGCGAUACAAAAAGGAAGACAGAAAAGAGAUUCGGCAAGAGAUUCUCAAGCGGGCAGCUAAAGAUUUGCCAAUCGUCACAAGAACGCGAACCAAUGGUAUCCGGUAUUGUAAUGACUGCAAGGUUAUUCCACCUGACCGGUGUUAUCAUUGUUCAAUUUGUGAAAGAUGUGUGCUUAAGAGGGACCAUCACUGCCCCUGGGUCAACAAUUGUAUUGGAUUUGCUAACUACAAGUUCUUCUUGCUGUUCUUGUUGUACGCCUCGCUGUACUGCCUGUUUGUUGCUUCAACGGUGCUCCAAUAUUGCAUAAAGUUUUGGAUGAAAUAUCCGCUGGACGCCCAUGCCAAGAGCCACGUCUUAGCUCUGUUCUUUGUGGGAGUCGUGUUCUUCAUCUUCGUAUUUUCUCUGUUUUACUUUCAUUGUCGGCUUGUUGGGAAAAAUAGAUCAACUUAUGAGGUACAGUUUACUCCAUGUUUUGAAACCGGUGCAGAAAAGGACGGAUUUUACCUUGGCUUCAGCAGGAAUUUCAGAGAGGUUUUUGGGGAUCAAAAGCUGCUUUGGCUGCUGCCCGUGUUUACGAGUUUGGGAAAUGGCGAAGCUUUUCCAACUCGCAUUGUUUCAGGGGACCCUGAGCAAAAUGCUGGGAUGAACCAAGAUGACAUCCCCAAACACUCUGGUUCCACGUAGGCAUCCUCUGCCAGACCUCUCAGCGAGCUCCAGAAAUGGGCAAAAGAUGAGAAAUGCCACGUCGCAAUAGACGUAGAAGGCUGAUUAGUGUGAUCUAACCAGGGAAAAUGUGCAAGCAUUUCCUGAAAUUCAGUUGACCCUUCAAAAUCUUCCAGCGCAAGCAAAGCGCAUGACGUCGGACGCAUACGUCUAGACAAGAAACGGAGGGGGGGAAUCAUUUCAAGUUACAUUAUGUAUUGUAAUAGCUGUUAAGUGUUAAGAAUUAAGUGUUAAGUUUUAAGUGUUAAGUUAUCAAUAAAAAAACGUAAAUACGUUUGUAU